GAUAACUAAGAUAAAAUCUAUAUUUCUUUAAGCAGAUGCAGAUGUCUUCCCAGAAACGCAUUUAUCGGUUGGCUUUUUCCAAGGAUUAUAUACAGAACAAUAAUAAAAGUUACUUUUCUGGUAAAUUUGGUAUAAAAAACAGGGUUCGAUAUAAGAUGAAUUCGAUGUAACGUAAAGAGUUGAAAAAAUCGUUACGUUAUAACGCGGAAUAGCUGUUCUCUGUAACAUUAACGUUCUACGAUGAACUUUUAAAAUCGUAAUGUGCAAAACCACAAUAAUUAACAUUUUUUCAUUAAACAUUGAUCCCAUUACCAGUACAAAUCGGAUCGAUAACAGAUGCGUAUAUGCGAAUCCGCAAAAUUUUCAACAUGAAGCCUAAAGAUUCCUACAUUUGAAUUCUUGAGAAAUCAACGAGAAGGUUUUUCAUAUGCGAUUCGAACAGAUUCUGUCCGUAUCACAGAUACGAUUCCUGGGGUAGUGAUGGAAGGUUGACCAAAAAAAAACCACCACGCGGUGGGGAAUGUGAUUACCAAACGGCCUCUAUUCGGAAAAUAGCUAAUUCUCAGUAUCCACAAGAGUAGCAUCACUCACAUGCUCUGUGAGGAAUAUAGAUUAAAAGUUAUACUUACACAGUACCCCAAGCACCGUUCAACAUGACUCUGUUAGCUAUUCGAUAACUAUUACAGGGGUAACUGGAGUUUAUCAAAUAAACAUUUUCUUGCACGGUUCGGUGGUUUUUAACCAUGAAAAUCAUGCGUGAAUAGAAAAAUCUCCCCUGAAAACUAUCACGUGUUGAGAAUCCUUGCGCAGGCAACAACACCAUGGUAACCAUUUGUUUGGUCACACUUUCAGUCAACGAAGCGUUCAUAGCAAAAAUCAAACAUUGCCUACUGAGCAUUUGUUUUCCUAUAAAAAAAAACAUGAAUCUAGUCGCACGCUCAGAACGCAACACUUGAUGGCCGAACUUUACAUCUUUGGAGAACUGUGCCACGCGUCCGAGUACGAAGAACCGAACCUGUUCUGCAGGUGGAGUGUCCAGUUUGGCUCCUGCUGGAAGGUUAUCGAAGGCCACUCCGAAGGUCAAAGCAGCGCCAGUACGGCCCGCGUUGAACGUCGAUCCUGCUUCAGCACUCCGAUUGACCUUCACUUGGCUAGCCGGGGCAUUCAGGGCUGGCCGAAACUACACGUAGAAGUGUUUGCUUUGAAUUCAUUCAACAACUACUGGCCUGUUGGUUACGGAUUCGCCUAUUUACCCAGCCAACCUGGAUUACACCGCGUUCGGAUUCCUACGUGGAAAGUUUCAUCACCGAAAUUUUUUGACACGGUACGGGAGAAGUUUCAUACCGGUGGAUUUACGGUGGCUAAAAGUGAUAUCGUUUUUUCCGGCAUCGAACGCUACAAGCUGUUAACAAAAUCGGCUGGUGCGGUUGAGUUUGAGCUGAUGUUGAUAUUCAGAAACUUUGCCGAAAAUGGAGUUGAGCUACAUUAA
This is a messenger RNA of Wyeomyia smithii (pitcher-plant mosquito), 1489 nucleotides long. RefSeq names its product B9 domain-containing protein 2 (gene B9d2). The coding region runs from base 956 to 1489 and encodes 177 amino acids. The record is from RefSeq and is a predicted model, not a curated record. The transcript has a single exon. Gene Ontology annotation, biological process: cilium assembly. Gene Ontology annotation, cellular component: MKS complex. NCBI's taxonomy places the organism in Eukaryota, Metazoa, Arthropoda, Insecta, Diptera, Culicidae.